AUGUCCAGACUGCAAAGUGCUUUGGCUGCUUGUUCUGAAGUGUCAGCCCUGUUCAUUACAACACCAGAGCAGAUGGAAGCACUGAGCGGAUCCUGUCUGCAAAUCCCGUGUAACUUUAGUGCUGCCACAGAUAGGCAAGAGAAAUUUGAUGGUACAAGAGCAACAUUUGGAGUGUGGCACCAAAAUGAAGCUGUCGUUUUCAACAGCAGUAAGAAAGAUAACAGUUAUCCAAUACAGAUUACUGGAAACCUGCGUCAGAACAACUGCACCACUUUAUUUUCCAGUUUAAGCACAGAUCACAGAGGCACAUACUCCUUCAGAAUUGAGAACAGGCCAUUCCUUGCAACAGCUGUUUGUGAUCCUCUUCAGAUAAUAGUUGAAGAUGUUCCUCCGAGGCCCAAAAUUAAGAUCUCAGGUGAUCUGAAGGAGAAUGAGUUUGUCACUAUAACCUGCUCAGCGUCCACUCCCUGUCCACACUCCCCUCCUAAACUCACCUGGACUCUCACUCAAGACCCUCACAACACAACUGAGGAGAACAAAGAUCGAACCCUAACAACUAAAAUCAAGACAACCAUCAUUCUGUCAGACCAACAUGAUGGAGUCAACUUCAGCUGUUCUGCCUCAUAUCCUGUGGAGGGAGGAAACUAUAAGACAGCAGAGGAAGAACUGACUCUCAGUGUUUCAUAUGCUCCUAAGGAUACCUCAGUGUCCAUCAGUCCACCAGGUUUGGUGUCAGCAG
Molecule: messenger RNA, 739 nt
Organism: Plectropomus leopardus (leopard coralgrouper)
Lineage: Eukaryota; Metazoa; Chordata; Actinopteri; Perciformes; Serranidae
Source: RefSeq, a predicted model, not a curated record